AUAUAAAAAAUAUUAAAAAAAAAUUUCCUCGUUAAAUAUCCCUUUCAGAAACAAAAUUUUUCAUUUUAAUUUUAUUAAACGAUCUGAAAAAUACGACAGGGAAUAAACAUAAAUCGUUGAUGACAUACUUCGUAAGCCAAAGAGGGGCCAAGAAUACUCUUUAUUUUCUACACUUUGUCGUAGACAGGAAUUGUCAGAGAAUUGUCUGACUAUUAUUCUCUCUUUCUCUCUCUCUCUCUCUCUCUCUCUCUCUCUCUCUCUCUCUUUCUCUAUCUCUCUCUUUUUCUUCACUCUUUCCAAUGCUCUCGAGUUUUCCCUCGUGACUCUUAUCCGUGAUGUCGUAAAGGUCACCUCAUUGUGACGAAUCGACCAAUGCACAUGUCGGACAUAAAAUAAGUGUUUGCCCUUUUUCGUAAAAUUGGACGAGUAAUUUUUUUUUUUGCUGAUCGAAGAAGAAAAGAAAUCUUCUCUCGCUUUUUUUUUUUAUGAAAAUAAGCAUUUCAUUUCAAAAAAAAAAAAGAAAAAAAAAAAAAAAGAAAAAGCAAUAAUGAAUGAACAGAAAUUAUGAUCGAAAUUGAAUGAAUUUUUAUGCAAGAAGCAUUGAUCGAUUCGAUGUCAAUAUUAUUAAAAAAAAAAAAAUAAAUAAAAAAAAAAAAUUAUCUAACAAAUAUAUUCACAUUUUUCUCGUCGUCGUUAAUUUUUAGAAAAUUUUCGUGAGAAAACGUGAUUAUUGCUUUCUGUAAAAAAAAAAAAAAAAAAAAGACAAACAAAAGAAAAACUAUAAACUGUGAUCGAAAAUUGAACGAAAUAUUUCGACAUUUCGAUUGAUUCGAGGAUCAAUUUUUAAUUUCGAUAAAACAAUGAAAAAAGAAAGAAAGAAAGAAAGAAAGAAAAAACAAAAGCAAACAAAAAAGAAAGUAAACAAUAGCCCAAGUUCACGUUUGUGUCGUUCUUGUUAACUUUAGAAAACGUACGAGGGGGAAAAAAAGGAAAAGGGGAAAAGAAGAGGAAAAAGAAGAAGAAGAAGAAGAAGAAGAAGAAGAGGAGGAGGAGGAGGAGGAGGAGGAGAAAAAAGAAAGAAAGAGAAAAAAGAGAAGACAGUGAGAAAAGAGAAAGGGGGAGGGGAGGAAGAAGAGGACAAAAGGAAAAAAAGUAAAAGGAACGUAUAAAAGAAGACUAAAGUAGUGAAAGACAUGUGCAAUGGGUAAAGUUCAAAGAUCGAAGGGACGGUACGAAGGGCAAGGACGGGCAAGUUACAGAAGUCAGGAUUGGCAGGGAACAUCAAAAGGAUGAUACUUUAUUUCUUUCGACGAGAACGCUCUUCUCUCGAUCGAUCGAUCUGGUGUAAAAAGAGGCAAGCCAAUUAGGAGCAAAGUAUCUCGAGACGUGAACGAAAAGGUGCGAAAAGGGAACAAAAAGGGAACACUCCUAGGGAAAAGUCCAUUCGGAUAGAGGAAAAAGGGACAGAGAGAGAGUGAGAGAGAGAGAAAGAGAGAGAGAGGAAAAAAAAAAGAAAAAAAGGGAAAAAGGAAAAAAAAAGGAAAAAGACAUAAAAGGUGGGAUCGUUUGAAGAAAUGGCCGCUGGCUCAGCGGUGGCAAUGAUAGGAGCAAAUUUAAGGUUCGGUAUCGGCGCGUCCGGAAACGUAACAUCCAACGCCACCAAAGUGUUUCAGUGUCAUCCCGGUGGUGUUGCUGAAGCAACCGUUAUAUUUAGUCUUGGUGCCCUUGGAAUGGGUGCUAAUAUCAUACUCAUGUCAUUGAUAUUAGCGAAACGACAAUUGCGAAGAUGGUCUCAGGGCUUAUUAUUUCAUCAAGCCAUGGUGGAUUGUGCAAGAGCUGCAAUUUUAUUACCCCUGGGCUCAAGUAUUUUGAAUUGUCAGCCAGUUAACAAAUGCUCUCUAGUUGAAACAGCUUUCUUACUGCUUGUAACAGUUUCAACAGUGAAUAUGCUUACAACUGUGUUAAAUGAUAGCCCUGUAUUCCCUGAGAGCGAUGAGGAAGCUGAAUUAACUGCUCCUUUACUUAUGGACUCACCGCAGUGCGUAUUAUUUGGUACCUUUAUGAUAUGGUUCGCUAGCAUAACCAUAAAUCUUGGUCCGACGUUUCUAAGCGGUGCACUGGCAGCCAACACGGAAAGUGGACACAAUGCACCGAGCUGUCCACUGGUGCAUGGUCCCUUUCGUCACUACAUUCUCAACGUUCUUUGGAUCGUCAUAAAUAUAAUCUGUGUCGCACUAACACUCUUUCACUUACGAAAACUACACAGAGACUUGACAAAAGCUAAUGUAGAAGCGGUUCGUGUAGCUGGUCUUGUUACUACAUUGGUCAACGUCACUGGUGCUCACCAAAGAGGAUCGAGUACCGUUCCUUGUGAAGAUGACACGAACGAUGCUCGAACUCCAGUGACACCAAAAAGAAGCAAUGCCCUCGAGGAGCACAGAAAAAUGAGAAAUUAUUUGAGAAGAAUGGAACGGGAGGGUGUUCAAAGGGUAAAAAUGUUCCUGGUUAUUACUGCAGCGUACGUGAUAUUUUGGGGACCACUAUUUUUCGUCACGCUAGUGCAUCAUCCUAUCAUAGGAAACGCGAUUGGUUAUGAGGUCACUUUGCACAUAGCUUAUGUGCAUGCCUUCGUCAAUCCAGCCCUAUUUUUGACCUUACAUCGAGGUCUAAGACAAGGAAUGUCGGAUGUCUGUUGUACCUGUUGCGAGAGCAUAGCUCGGUGGAUUUUAGGUACUACGGCAAAUAAUACUAUUCAAAGUGUACAACCACCAAGAUAUGAGCCGCCAUUGAACGUACCAUCUCCACCGGAUCCACCCUUAGUACAACCUAUAUCAACAGCUGCUUGUGAUCUCACUGAUGUUGCACUUUUGAAACCACCUUUACCACCUAACGCUAAACAUCUAGUCGUUGAGGAUCAAGUACCACCAGAUCCGUGGAGUCUAAUUUCAAGACCGAAAAGUACGUCGAGUCUUUACGAGGAAGAAUUAUCAAGAAGACCUAGUCUUUUAUUACCACCACCGCCACAACUAAAUGAUUUACAAAUGACGAUGAGUCCUACUAGCAGCGAUCUACCCAGUGAAUGAAUCGACCUUCGAACUAUUAUAUCGAAUUUGUCAUACGUGUACAAAAAAAAAAAAAAAAGAAAAAAAAACAGAAAAAAAAAGAAAAAAAGAAAAAAAAGGAGGGAAAAAAAAGGAAAAAAAAAGUAAUCUCAUUUAAUCAAUGAAGUCUAUAAUAAUAUUGUAUUGUGAGAAAAUGGAUAAACUAUUUGUCCGCUGUGUAUCCUCGUAAAAAGCAAAAAAAAAAAAAAAGAAAGAAAAAAAGAAAAAAGAACAAAAAAAAUUAGGGGGAAAAAAAGAAAAAAAAAAAGAAGCGAAUUAAAUCUUUCUAAUCGGAUUAGAAACAAAGGAUUGUCAUCAAAAAAAAAAAAAAAAAAGAAAACAAAAAAAAACCAUAAUCGAUUUAGAAUAUGUAAACUUGAAAUUUCU
Molecule: messenger RNA, 3488 nt
Organism: Vespa crabro (European hornet)
Lineage: Eukaryota; Metazoa; Arthropoda; Insecta; Hymenoptera; Vespidae
Exons: 9
Coding region: 1575-3083 (502 amino acids)
Biological process (GO): G protein-coupled receptor signaling pathway
Cellular component (GO): membrane
Molecular function (GO): peptide binding; G protein-coupled receptor activity
Source: RefSeq, a predicted model, not a curated record